Messenger RNA from Ilyonectria robusta, 631 nucleotides. RefSeq lists its product as uncharacterized. The coding region runs from base 64 to 363 and encodes 99 amino acids. The transcript has a single exon. NCBI's taxonomy places the organism in Eukaryota, Fungi, Ascomycota, Sordariomycetes, Hypocreales, Nectriaceae. The record is from RefSeq and is a predicted model, not a curated record.
GCGCUGGCGUCUGGCGUAGUGGGUGGUCGUAUAGAGGUGGCGGGGCCGAUAUAUUGCGUAGGUAUGUUACUUUGGAAUUGCCGACUGGUCUUGGUUAGCAGUGUUCUCUCUAUCUGCUAUUCUCCGUUGGUUCAAGGGAAAUGGAGCCUGAACGCAAUUCAAAGUGAAAGACGCCGAGGAAGGGAGAAAGAAACACCCCGAGACAGCGCAAGACCCGGACGAGCUGAGCAUUCGUUUCCAGUUGCAUGCGAGGCCGCACCCUUGUCGAUUUUAGCUGGGCACUAUAAUCGGUGGGUGGUUUGGUCAGCGCGUUGCGUGCGUCGACAGCUGCUCAACGAGCCACCUCACGGUCACGCAAGCUAGUUGCCGUUUCCCCAAUUAAGACGUUGGGAAGCCGACGGGCAUGUCUGGUGGCUCGCCCUAGUGCUGCUCUGCACGUCUCCUCGUGCUCACUCUGGUCGUCUUGUGGUCGUCUGUGGCACUUGUCUGUCUGCGUGCGCUGUCCCGAGAGGGAAGAGGGUGGUGCAAUUGGUGACAGUGGUGGCGGCAACAUUGAGAGCCGGAUGAGACGCUUCACUUACCCUGCUGCGUGGCGGAUGUAACGAUUGAGCGUCGCAGUGGCGAAAAGAGG